Acanthaster planci (crown-of-thorns starfish) is the source of this 6266-nucleotide messenger RNA. RefSeq lists its product as uncharacterized. Gene Ontology annotation, biological process: regulation of attachment of spindle microtubules to kinetochore; cell division. The record is from RefSeq and is a predicted model, not a curated record. NCBI's taxonomy places the organism in Eukaryota, Metazoa, Echinodermata, Asteroidea, Valvatida, Acanthasteridae.
UAGACGCAGUGCAUUGCACAUGUGUACGUCCUACCGCGGUACAUUCACGUAGUCUCAUACGUACAUGUACAUCACGUCGUUGGCCUCUACGAGUUAGUUAUUUUUCACGAUCUUCACAAAAUAUUUGCAAAGAAGUGUUCAAGAAAGGAGGCCCAUACACGUAGAAUCCAUUUUUGAGUGAGAUAAGAAGUUCAUAUCGGUACCGGUACGUGUACAUCAACCAUGUUUGCCACACCACGAAAGCAGCAAACUACAUGUAUUGACAAAGAGAAUGUCAACUCAGAGGCGAAGACACCAGGAAAGUCUUUAAAUCUCCUGGCCACUCCCAAUAGAAAGCCUCUAUCCAGUCUGAACCAAGAUGUAACAUCUCAAAGCUGCAAGUCUUCACAUUCAGGAAAGAUCUUACCAAAGAUAUGGACACCUUUGAAAGACUGUACCCCCAAGAGAUCAAACCCAGCGAGCAAGACUCAUGGAACACAAAGCAAGAGUCUCAGGAAAAGCAAAGGUCAGUCUGUCUCAUUUCCGUCUAAGAGCUCACUAACUGUCACAGAGGCUGCUAAAUCUCUCCUACAUGUAAGUGAAGUCUUCUUGAAAGAGAUCACUGCUGUCUCUUAUGCUUCAAAGAAGAAUGAGACCGAAUCCGAAUCCAAGGAACUUGUUCCCACCGCAUCUGAUGGAGACCAUCUAUUAAACCAGACUGUGAAAAGACUGGUUUAUAGCACACUAGAUGCUACCAUGCAAGAAUUGAGCAGUGAACAGAUGCACCAAGCAACCCUCUCAUGUCCUACAUGUGUAACAACCAUCAAGACAGAGCCACUAGCUCUCAUUUCUAGAUCACCAACUACUGACCGCUUGUGGAAUAUUGCAUUAGGGCUGGAUGACUCUUCCAACAACUCGGCCCUUCUCAUGCCACAGGGAGUUACCAGUUUCUUCUUGGAAAACACCCCCUCUCCCUGUGGCAUUGCAUGUACAUCUGAAGUAUCCUCAGUCAGAGAAGUGAAGAGAGAUAGUACCAGUAGAAUGGAUUCAUCACCCAGCAUGGUGGUGGGUAAAUCAUCCUUCAUACCUAUAUAUCUUGCAAAUCAGGAGACAAGACUUGGCAUAAACAUUCAACAAGACAAGGCAACACUACAUGUACAUACCGUUAAAGAAGAUGGCGACAGUCGCAUGAGUCCAGCCAGACUGGUGCAUAGUCUACCAGGACCAACUUCCAUUAUUUGUAAUAAGACAAGUCUGAAAAAUGAUUCCACCAUGGCAGAAGUUCACAAGUUGGAAACAGUGACCAAAUCCCUAGUUGAACUUGAACCACUGAUGCAGGUGAUGCCAGCUCAGAAAGCAAGUAACAACUCAUGCAUGGUUCCUAUUGAACUGCCUGGCACAAGUUCCGACAUUGUAACACUUGAAUAUGCUGACUCUGGAACUGCUGUAGAUAGUCAUUCUGAAACGUCAGCUUCCCUUUCUACCAUUGUAAUGGACAGCCAUGUCAUGACUACACCUAUUACAGCAACUAACAGCACUUCCAUGGCCACACCUAUUCAGUUUUCUGAUGCUGGCUGUAGAAACACACCCAUUAAAGUGGCUGGUUGCACGACUGUGACCAUGCCUACCCAUCCAAUUGAUGCUGGCAAUGAAACCACACUCAUUGAAGUGACUGAUUAUAUGACUAUGACCCCACCUGCCUGUUCAGUUGAUACUGGCAAUGGAAUCACACCCACUGAGCCAGUUGAGGUUCUCAACCGUGUCAACAAGUCUGUCAAUAUGACCCCAGUUCAACUGAGAGACUCUGCUGUUGGAACCUCACCUGUAAAAUAUGCUGAUGCAAAUUUUGGCACCACACCUGUUAAAGUGUCAGAAAGUUUAACAGCGACCACACCUGCUAAUUUAAUUGAUGCAAGUGUUGGACACUCACCCAUUAAACCAGUAGAAAUGCUAAACAAGUUAGUCAUGGUGACCCCCAUCAAAAUAUUGAAUGCCUCCAUUGAAACCAUAUCAGUUGAAUCUUGUGAAGCCAAGAUUGGUACUACCCCUGUUAAGUCAGCUGACGUUGGUCUGUGUACAGACCCAGCUCAGAUCUGUGAUUCCUCUACCGCAACAAGUCCAGUAAGAGUCAUAGAUGUUGGUGUGGGUACUGACCCACACCAGACUGCAGAUAUAAAGUGUGGCCCAACACCUGUUAGAUUGGUUGACAUGAAUUGUGGAACCACACCACAUACAUCCUUGGAGGCAAGCACUUCUACAACACCUGUGUCUGUAAAUGCUGCAGAGACACUCACGUCACCAAUUGUAGUUCCUGCAUUUAAACUAGAAGCUGACAGUCCCAGCUUACUAGAUACAACCUGCCUAAUGAGUCAUAUGGAAUCAGCCUCCAUCAGUAAUGAACUCCUGCGUCGUGAGAUUCAGACAUUUAAGUCAACCCAGGCUGAACUACAGAGACAGCUAGAUGGAGCUAGGGAUCAGUUGAAGGUGGUAGAAAGGGUGGAACAGUUGGAUCAGAGGGUGGAAUUACGACAAACAGCAAAGGAGACAUUACAAAAUGAAGUUGACAAAUUGCUUCUUCAAGUUGGUGAGCUGAUGAAUCAGCUAGCUAUCCUACAAGCAGCCUUAGAUCAGAAAUCCUGUGAGUUAGCGAAUACCCAGCAGGAGAAAAUGCACCUGAGAGAUCAGUAUCAAAAGGAGCUACAUAACAUGCAGCAAGACCUAUGUACUGCUUACAAACAACACCAGCAAGAAGUGUCUGAGAUCCAUGCAUUCUAUAAGAAGAACAACUAUGAGUCUCACUACAAGAGAGCUAUAGUUACCAUUGCUGAACUGCAGACAGAGAUACAGGCCUACACUGACUUGAAGGACACACUGCAAAGGGCUGCAGAAAUUCAGGAACAAUUUGGAUGUAUCGAGGAAGCUUACAGCCUGGUAAAUGCCCUCUUUAACAGGACAAUGGACAAAAAAGAUGAACUCGAACAAGAGCGGAUGGAAAUCGUUGAUCAUGUGAAUCAGAUUAAGACAGAGAAUGAGCAGCUAAGACAGCAGUUACAGAUAGCAGAGGAAGAGCAGCAAUGUCUUCAGACACAGCUAGAUGAUACCAUCUGUGCAGAGAAAGAGGCCCUGAAGUGUCAAGAUCAGCUGCUGCAAGAGUUAAAUGAAACAUCACAAACACUGGAUGAAAUCAAGUUGGAGCUACGAAGUACAAGAUUAGAAUUACUUGAUUAUAAAGAUAACUACGAGACUUCCAAAACCAAGAAUGAGGAGUUACGACAGGAAAGCAUUAAUUACUUCCUGAAAGAGUCUACCAUGGAGGCUGCCUUAGCUCUUCAGGGUAAACAGUGGCAAGAUUGUGUGGCAGAGGUGGAAGUGUUCAAAUCACAGACAGAAGUCAACAUUCAGAAUCUAAUGCUGGAGAACACGAGACUCCUUGAUGUUAUUUCUAGCAUGAAGCAGCAACUUUCUGCAAGCCAAGAUCUCAUUGCUUUGCUGCAGUCCGAGCUUGAAAGAAAUAAUGAGAUAUUAAAUCAACAAGUAAAGGAACUUGACAAUUUGAAGGCAGAGUUGGAGAUGAAUAGAGAGGCAAGAGUAGAUGCACAAAGGAUGGCAAACCAGAUGCAGACCCUUCGCAAGCAGUUCAAGGAAAGCAUUGAAUUCCUUGAGGAGGAGAGAGUGGCCCUUGUUGAGUCAGCCCGUGAAGUAGAAGACCAACUCCAAGUCACUAACUUGGAACUGUCUCGCCUUAAAAUGGCACUAUCCAAUGCUGAGGAGGUAGGAUCACAGUGGAAAGGUGCCACAGAAAAUUUAAGUGAGAAGCUUCAGUCCUGCCAGAGUGAGUUAGAUAACACCAAGGCCCAUGCUCAUUGGAUGCUACUCAACCAGGCUACUGAGAUGAGAGACGCUUCUGAUGGAUUGGCAGCACUACUACAGAAGAUGCAAGGUAUACACAGUUGUCUCAACACAAGCAAAGAGCGUGAGCAGUUGAGUAACGAGGCAUCUCUACCACAAGCAGCUUCUGAACUCGGCAUCAAAACCAAGUCAGUGUCACAAACAGAAGCCCUUUUUCCUUCCAGUUCCCUGGUGGCCUCUAUCCUUAGUGCUGUCCACUCCAAAGAGAAAGAUAUCAAUGAUGAAGACACAGCAACAGAGCAAAAUCCAUGUAACUCGGGUAAACAACUGCCUCGUAGCCCAAGUCCCGAAACCAAGCUCACCAUUGGUGCUUCAGGAAGUAGUGCAUUUAUCUCUGUACAGAAAUCAACCAACAAGAGUGCAUGUACCACAGAGGAAGUGUUGAAGGAAAGAACAGAUAACAGUGUAGCCUUGAUAGAACAGGUUGAGCAAGUGAAGACAAUCUUUGGACAGAUGAUGAAGGUGUUACUGGCCCGCAAUGAGACCUUAGAGUCAGUAGUCAAGGAUCUGAAUCAGAAAAGGACACAGCUUAAAGAUAAACUACAGAAAUCACAGGGGCAGUAUGACCGUGAGCUAUGCAUCAUUCAUGAGCAGCUGCAUCAAUCUGAGAUGCAGGAGCGCCGACUGCGUCAGGAAGUUGCUAAUAGCAACGCAUCACUGACUGAGCAGCAGCAAGCCCUACACUAUGCCCAGCAGCGACUACAAGCCAUGGCUGAAAACUUAGGAAGAUUCUCUGACCAAAAGUCAACCAUUGAGAAACUCCAGCGUGAGACUGCCAAACUAACAAGUACUUUGAGAAUUGCCCAGAGGGAGAAGAGCCUAUUGCAAGAACAACUAGACACCAUUUUGUUAGGCUGUUCUCAAUCCAGUAAUGAAGAUGCAGUAGAUGAAGGAAUGACAUCACAGCCACUAGCAGUUAACAGCGAUCUAGUGAGGGAAAAUCUCAGCCUCAAAAAAGAGUUAGAAAAGUUGCGUGCUCACUUGGUUGAUCGUCAGGAACACUAUGAAAGACUGAACACACGAGCUACCAAACAUAUGCGUGUGUUGGAAGACAAUUGGCAUAAGGCAGAUGCUGAAGUGUAUCGUCUGGAUGAACUAUUUGAUCACUGCAAACAGUUAAUGGAGAAAAUUCCUGCAUCAAGUGAUUUUGAUCCAAACAUGUCUGCCUUGAGGGAACUACUCAUUUGAGUCACCUGGUCCAGUUAUUGAUAGAAACAUCAUCUUAAGACUAAUAUUCUCAUCUGAGUUUUGUGUUGGCACUCAUGUAAAAAUGUUUAUCAUGAUCUUGUACAUGUAUAUAGACUCUUUACCAAACAGUAUGUUUUUGCAUGUUUCAUUUCUACCGUUGUACAUACAUGUAGGCGGUUUUCAGUAAGGUUGUGCAUCAGCAAAAUACAUGGUUCUUUUAAAUGUACUGAUAUCUGCAAAUGCUGUCUGGUUUCAUCUUCAUAUUUCAGACUGAAUGGAAAAACUUGACUUACUCUAAGUCAAUCUACAUGUAACAAGUAACAUUUAACCACAUUUGUUUAACUGAGCAUGAUCUUUGGUUUUAUUGUUGAAAAUGAGUUUCAAUUAAGUUACCAUGUUUUGUGAAUGUUUAAAGGUUUGCUUUGUUUCAGAAAUUUGCAUGAGUUGCUUUUUUAAGUUAAUAGGCAGUAGAAACCUGUAUAAAAACUGUUUGGACAAAUAUUGAAACUUCACUGACAGGUGGUAAAUGGCAAUUAGUUAACAUUCUGUACAUUUCUAUACUUUCUAAAGUUCACAAGUAUAGAAUGCUGUCAUAACCUGUUUCAUUAGUUAGGUAUGCAACUUUUCCUCCAGUCGGCUGAUUUCCUCGUUUUAACUUCCCACUCAUGUCACUGAAAUUCAAAAACACUGAACAAAGCUUGUACAGACUGGAAUUUCCUCAUAUUUUGUCAUGGUCCAAGUUGCAUGCAAAACUGGUUAUGUUAUCUGCAAGAUCCUCAAGACUAAACACUUUCUGCUGAGGAGUUAACACCUUUCUUUGAUUGUAGUAAUCUGACAUGAGGGUACGGAAAGACGAAUAUAUUACUUUUUGCUCACGAAUUAAGAUUGACAACUUAGACUGUGUAGACUAAAAAAGUACAUCACUGUUGCUUAGGCAUGUUGACUCCAAAAAUGUAAAAGAUAGAGUCUCAUCACACGCAGUAUUAAUUCAAAAGAAAGAUUUAAUUUUCCUAAAAGCUGAAGUACGGCAUACAGUAAUUUAGAUACAACAUGUGCAUGAAGAUUUAAUGCAUGUAGGUAAUUUAAAUAAUGUAAAACAUUUUGAAUGUUAACAAUGCAUUUCUGAAAAAAAAAUGAGAACCAGUAGGAAACCAUGCACAUGCAUGAGGAUUAAUACCUGUAUGUGUGAA